This is a messenger RNA of Balaenoptera ricei (Rice's whale), 2907 nucleotides long. It is a transcript of the gene ABCB10, whose product is annotated as ATP binding cassette subfamily B member 10. NCBI's taxonomy places the organism in Eukaryota, Metazoa, Chordata, Mammalia, Artiodactyla, Balaenopteridae. Gene Ontology annotation, biological process: transmembrane transport. Gene Ontology annotation, cellular component: membrane. The record is from RefSeq and is a predicted model, not a curated record. The coding region runs from base 123 to 2318 and encodes 731 amino acids. Gene Ontology annotation, molecular function: ATP binding; ATP hydrolysis activity; ABC-type oligopeptide transporter activity. The transcript is spliced from 13 exons.
CCGGGGCGGGGCCGCGCGGGCCGGGAUGGGGCGGUCGCCGGGGCGGUGGUCCAAGCCGGCGAGCGGCGGCGGCGAGCACAGGAGAGGCUGCGGACCGAGGCGCAAGUUUCGGACGCGGCGCCAUGCGCGGCCCCCAGGCCUGGCCGCUGCGGCUGCUCCUGAGGCGGGGCCCAGCCGCCCGCGCCCCCGGGACCCGGCCGCCGCCGACGCGCCUGGCGCCGGCGCGGCUUGGGGACGCGGGGCCGGCGCUCCUCGAGGGUGGCGAAGCCGCGCGAGGCCCGCGGUGCCGGGCGGGCCGCUGCCCGGGCGGGGGUCCCGGCAGCCCCGCGGGCGGCGCGGGCCUGGCGCGGCUCCUGGCGCUGUGGGCGCGGCCCUCCGGACCCUCCAAGUGCGGGGCGCUCGCCGGGUCCGGCGUCCCCCGGCUCCCGCGCGCCGCGCUCCCCGGCGGCCCAGCGGCGGUCGCGCGGGGCGGGGGCGAGACUUGGCUGCGCGAGCCGGCCUUGCCUGCGGCCGCGGCGACCCCCGGACACGACCCGCUGCAGCGGCCCAUGGCUGCCGGGCGCUCGGAGGCCCAGAAGCUCCUAAGGCUGGCGCAGCCCGAGCGCCGGAGGCUGGCAGCUGCAGUUGGGUUUCUGACGGUGUCGAGUGUCAUCACCAUGUCCGCCCCCUUCUUCCUGGGGAAGAUAAUCGACGUCAUUUACACAAACCCCUCCGCGGACUACAGCUCCAGCCUGACCAGUCUCUGCCUGGCGCUCGGCGGCGUGUUCCUGUGCGGCGCCGCGGCCAACGCCGUCCGCGUCUACCUCAUGCAGACAUCAGGUCAGCGCAUCGUGAAUAGGUUGAGAGCUUCGCUCUUUUCCUCGGUUCUGAGGCAGGAGGUCGCUUUCUUUGACAAGACGCGCACCGGAGAGCUGAUCAACCGCCUGUCCUCGGACGCGGCCCUGCUGGGGCGCUCAGUGACCGAGAACCUCUCGGACGGGCUCAGGGCCGGAGCCCAGGCUUCCAUUGGCGUUGCCAUGAUGUUUUUUGUCUCCCCUAAUCUGGCCACUUUCGUUUUGAGUGUGGUGCCUCCAAUAUCCAUCCUUGCUGUGCUUUAUGGCCGAUACCUACGGAAACUGACCAAAGUAACUCAGGACUCCCUGGCACAAGCCACUCAGCUAGCUGAGGAACGUAUUGGAAAUAUAAGAACUGUUCGAGCUUUUGGGAAAGAAAUGACUGAAAUAGAGAAAUACACCAGCAAAGUGGACCAUGUGAUGCAGUUAGCAAGGAAAGAGGCAUUUGCUCGGGCUGGCUUCUUUGGAGCAACCGGGCUCUCUGGGAACCUAAUCGUGCUUUCUGUGCUGUACAAAGGAGGGCUGCUGAUGGGCAGCGCCCACAUGACAGUGGGUGAACUCUCUUCCUUCCUAAUGUAUGCUUUCUGGGUUGGAUUAAGCAUUGGAGGUCUGAGCUCCUUCUACUCAGAGCUGAUGAAGGGACUGGGUGCCGGGGGCCGCCUCUGGGAGCUCCUCGAGAGAGAGCCGGAGCUUCCUUUCAAUGAGGGGGCCAUUUUAAACGAGAAGAGCUUCCAGGGCGCUUUGGAAUUCAAGAACGUGCAUUUCGCCUAUCCAGCUCGCCCAGAGGUGCCCAUAUUCCAGGAUUUCAGCCUUUCUAUCCCAGCAGGAUCCAUCACAGCGCUGGUUGGCCCAAGUGGUUCUGGCAAAUCAACAGUGAUUUCUCUCCUGCUGAGGCUGUACGACCCCAGCGCUGGAACGAUCAGUCUUGAUGGCCGUGACAUCCGUCAGCUAAAUCCAGUCUGGCUGAGAUCCAAGAUUGGGACAGUGAGUCAGGAACCAAUUUUGUUUUCUUGCUCAAUUGCGGAGAACAUUGCCUAUGGCGCAGACGACCCUUCCUCGGUGACGGCCGAGCAGGUAGAGAAAGUGGCUGGUGUAGCCAAUGCAGCUGCGUUCAUCCGACAUUUCCCUCAAGGGUUCAACACUGUGGUCGGAGAAAAGGGCGUGCUCCUCUCAGGUGGGCAGAAACAGCGAAUUGCAAUUGCCCGUGCUCUGCUUAAGAAUCCCAGAAUUCUUCUCCUAGAUGAAGCAACCAGUGCACUGGACGCUGAAAACGAGUAUCUCGUUCAGCAAGCUCUGGAUCGACUGAUGGAAGGAAGGACGGUGUUCAUCAUCGCCCAUCGUCUGUCCACCAUUAAGAAUGCCAAUAUGGUAGCUGUCCUUGACCAGGGGAAGAUCACCGAGUGUGGGAAACACGAAGAACUGCUUUCGAAACCAGACGGGAUAUACAGGAAAUUAAUGAAUAAACAGAGUUUUAUUUCAGCAUAAAGAAGCAAUUAUUGGUAAACUUAAUAUGAGACACUUUAAAGCAAAGCAGCACUGCAGGAAAAAAAAUUUUUAAAAACCCAGGCUGUAUGAAAUCUGUAAAUCAUACUUCAAGUUAUUUGAAAUCUGCCUAUUUUUUCCAAAGAUUGUAAAAUAUUGUUUUGAGAUCGACCUGUUCUCAAGACCUUUUUAUUCAGAGUUUUAAUAAUUGUAACUUUCUAAAUGUCAAGCUCACUGAAGUUAUUUUCAGGUUUUGUACUUUUAUCUUGGAAUAUUUUGAUUAAUAUAGCCUGGCACCUCACUUUCUUUUAUCUGCUGUUAUAAAUUGAAGCUAUUGUCAAAUGACAACUUUUAAAAGGGAAUUAUAAAUAAAGAGCCUAAUUAUUUUAGGCCACUUUACCAAUCACUGUGUAAUCUCUUGGUAGUACUCUACCUACUUUGGGUAUCAUUUUACUAGGUAGCAUAAUAGAAGGUGAAAAUCUAACCCUUUAUUUUAUCCUGAUAAUCUCAUAAAGCAAACCUGACAUAUAUAUAUAUAUAUAUAUAUGUAUCUAUAUAUAUAUAUAUAUAUAUAUAUAUGUAUAUAUAUAUA